Messenger RNA from Penicillium lagena, 2013 nucleotides. RefSeq names its product fungal specific transcription factor domain-containing protein. The transcript has 3 exons. Gene Ontology annotation, molecular function: zinc ion binding; DNA binding. Gene Ontology annotation, biological process: DNA-templated transcription. NCBI's taxonomy places the organism in Eukaryota, Fungi, Ascomycota, Eurotiomycetes, Eurotiales, Aspergillaceae. The record is from RefSeq and is a predicted model, not a curated record. The annotation marks the transcript as partial.
UCGUCAUCCGCCACCAAAGGCAAAAACCUCCAUGUGGCCGUACCAUCUAGUACAGAUGCCGAAACCGACAUUGAGCAUCGCCUGAAAUGCCUGGAACGUACGGUCCAGUCUCUGGCCGUGUCCCUUGAGGAAGUGUUGCAUGGCUUGUCCGCACUCCCACGAAGGGAUUUGAGUAAAAUACCCAACAUAUCCAACCAGAAGAUUACGAGUGGGGAGAACAGGUCUAAUUCGCAACUUUAUAUUGCUCCAUCACAUUCUUUCUCUUUCCUCCAAGAGGCACCGGAAGGCAUCGAGCGCCUACCCCGACAAGGGUUUGAAGAAAACCGCCAGAGUGCCAUGUCAGAGAUUCGCAAUUUGUCGUUUAGUCUGACUGCAGCACGAGUCGGAAAUUCAAUGGAAAGCUCAACGACUUUCCAUGUGCCAUCAAGACCUGCAGGAUAUUCACUCCUUGGCAAAUUUUUGGAGCAAGCUGAGCUUGGACAGCCAUUCUUUCGCUCCCCGUCAGAUGAAGUCCUUAAACAGAUCGUUUUCGAACCUCAGAACGUCAAGGAAAAGGCGUGGGUUGUGUUCUUCAAUUAUGUUUUGCUUGCCGCGAUUUCUACCGAGCAGGAUGAGUACGAGGAUAAGCUUCGACAAAAUUCUCAACUGGCCCUUAAUGAUAGCCGAAUUUUCCUUGAGCCAAGUAUCGUUAACGUGCAAGCUUUGGCCUUGCUAUCCAUCCAUGGCGAAGACUUCGCUGCACCUAAUGUAUCUUGGAUGCUGUUGGGCCACGCAUGUCGCCAGGCUGAAGCUUUGGGCUUACAUGCUAGGGCUAUUGAGGGUACAUUUGACGAGUCCCAGCAUAGGUUGUGUCUGUUUUGGAUGCUUUUCACCCUUGACAAGUCCUGUGCUCUUGCAUUCGGACGGCCUGCUUUUUUACCCAUUGCCCUGUACCGCCACGUCCCGCUGCCUGACGAACAAUUCAUGCAAAAUUUCCGUCCUCAUGAUACGGCAGUUUUCGGCAAACAACAACAAAAUUCAAAAGGCUCGGACUUUGGUGCUUUGCUGUUCAAGAGUACCGUUGGGCUAGCUAAGUUGAUGAGCGAUGUUUUGGAAAUAUUGGGUAUGGCUCAUUCCGAAGAAGCCAAAGAUGACAUGCAAUUCAAACUUGACGCUUGGUUUUCGAACACAAAUAUGGUAAGAGCCUCUCGCUAUAUGGGCCACUUUGAGGAUGAAAUAACCAACUCGCAAGAUCAGGCAUUGACGCAGGCCAUGGACAACGAGCGCAUUUCGGCAGAUGCUAAACAAAUCCGUGAAAUGAAUUUGGGAAUCAGUAGUAUCAAUUUUCAAUACUUGCACGUUCUGACUCUAUUACUGAAGAACGAUCGGACUUCGCAUCUUCGUCUAUCUUGUGCUCGCGAAGCAAUCUCCCUUCUUCCAUCUUUGGUAUCGAACUGGGGCUCAGUAUACAAUGGAGUUAUCUGGCAGCUUCUCUAUUACCCGUUCACUCCUUUCUUCGUGAUAUUCGAAAACGUCAUCCAGCAAUCUAUCCAAUACCCGACACUUGAGCAGGAUCUACGUUUCUUGGCUACGAUGGUAACUUACUAUGCUGAUAUGAAAUCCCAAAUGCGGCAUCUCGCUAGUGUUUGCUCCAAGCUUCAGCAUACCGCGACUGUUUUCCUCCAGCUUGCUCAAUCUCACGCUCGCAAUAGUAAUUUUACAACGCCCGCCAACAAUGCAGCUGGCAUAUCCCAACAUCCCAAUUGUUCAGGGCUAGCUGAGCAUGGUACAGAGCCGUGGGAUGAUCUGACUAGUACGGAUCUGGGUAAUUGUGACAUGACAAAUUACUUGAAUUGGUUACCAGUGGACAUGGACGUCACUUCACGGAUACUUGAAGCUGAAAUCCAAGAUUCAAGAUUUCAUCAUUCGGACUGCAAACCGGAGAGUAGUUCAACAUACCUCCACAGGCCAACGACAGAGCGCAUGUUUGAUUGGUUUUUAUGGGAUGAUUACUAUGGCAGUGUCGAUAUUUGA